CCACCUGCAGGAAGAGCUCUUGCUCCUGCCCAGCCUGUUCCUGGCUCAUCCCUGUGCCAGCAGCUCAGCUGCUCCAUGGUUUUGUCUGUCCCCUCCAGGUCCCCCCAAGGCUUUGGGACCCACUCAGCAUUCCCAGGAGCACAGCGGUGUUUGGGAGGAUCUGCCAGCCCACAGGGCAGUUUCCAGGGCCUGCAGGUUCCUUGGGAAUUACAGCCAGGAGAUAAGCAAGAAUUUUCCACCUGAACUUUCCAGCUUGGAGCUGGGAGCUGCUGGGACAGGCCAGGGAACUCAGCCAGUGCCCCCACCAUGCCUGGAAAGAGGUCCAGGUGCUCCUACACCCGGCUGGAGGUGAUCCUGAUCGUGUGCCUGGUGCUGAUGAUCUCCCUCACCGUGGUGCUCCUGGUGCUGCACUUCCUCGCCAAAAACACCGAUGAUUGCACCAGCAACACAGCAGAAGAGGCAAAGUACUUGGUGGGUGUUGGCAGAGCUGACUGCACAGGGCCUGUGGCACAGGUGCCUCUGAUGGGAUAUGCCAACCCCGACCAGCUGGGCGGGGGGCUCCUCUCACGCCUCUACAGCCGAGCCUUCAUCGUGGCAGAGCCCGAGGGCUCCCGGCGCGUCGUGUUCGUCAGCGCCGACAUCGGGAUGGUGUCCCAGAGAGUGAGGCUGGAGGUGCUGAAGCAGCUGCGGAGCAAGUACGGCGAGCUGUACCGGCAGGACAACGUCAUCCUCAGCGGGACCCACACGCACUCGGGGCCUGCAGGGUACUUCCAGUACACCCUCUUCUGGAUCACCAGCAAGGGGCUCAUCCGGCCAGCCCUCAGCUCCAUUGUGAAUGGCAUUGUGAAGAGCAUAGACAUUGCCCAUGAGAACAUGAAGAGAGGAAGGCUCUUUAUAAACAGAGGCACAGUAGAAAACAGCCAGAUCAACCGCAGCCCUUUCUCCUACCUCGCGAACCCAGAGUCCGAGCGGAAGAGGUAUUCAUCCAACACGGAUAAAGAAAUGGUGCUGCUGAAGAUGGUGGAUGAGAAUGGACACGAGCUGGGCCUCAUCAGCUGGUUUGCCGUGCACCCGGUGAGCAUGAACAACUCCAACCACCUGGUGAACAGUGACAACGUGGGCUAUGCCUCCUACCUGUUUGAGCAGGAGAAGAACAAGGGAAAGCUCCCGGGAGAGGGCUCCUUCGUGGCCGCCUUUGCCUCGUCCAACCUGGGAGACGUGUCCCCCAACACGCGGGGCCCCUUCUGCGCCAACACGGGCGAGUCGUGUGACAACCCCCAGAGCAGCUGUCCCGUCGGAGGGGCAGCCAUGUGCAUGGCCAAGGGGCCCGGCAACGAUAUGUUUGAGAGCACCAGGAUUAUAGGGCAAAACCUCUACUUGAAAGCAAAGGAGCUGUAUGAAAAAGCCUCCCAGGAGGUGACAGGACCCCUGAGCUCAGCCCACCAGUGGGUGAAAAUGAGUAACGUGUCCGUGGAGCUCAACGCCACCCACACGGUCAAAACCUGCAAACCAGCCCUGGGGCACAGCUUUGCUGCGGGGACUAUUGAUGGAGUGGGGGCUUUCAACUUCACCCAAGGCUCAGUGGAAGGGGACCCGUUUUGGGAUCAAAUCCGGGACCAGCUGCUGGGAGUGCCAUCGAACGAGACCAUAGCCUGCCACAAACCCAAGCCCAUCCUCUUCAACACGGGAGAGAUGAACUGGCCCCACCCCUGGCACCCGGACAUCGUGGAUGUGCAGAUUGCUGCCAUCGGGUCCCUGGCAAUCCUUGCUGUGCCCGGGGAGUUCACGACCAUGUCUGGACGCAGGCUGAGGGAGGCUGUUCAAAGGGAAUUUAAUUCCCAUGGGACACGAGGGAUGAACGUUGUGAUUGCAGGUCUGUGCAAUGUCUACACCCACUACAUCACCACCUAUGAGGAAUACCAGGUUCAACGAUACGAGGCUGCCUCCACUAUUUAUGGGCCACACACCCUUUCUGCUUACAUCCAGCUGUUCAGGGGCCUGGCCAAGGCUAUUGCUCUGAAUGCCACUCAGGAGCUCUCCCCUGGCCCAGAGCCCCCACUUUUCAACGUAACCAACCUGACCCUGCUGCCUUCUCUCAGCGCCGAGAACGCGCCGACCAACAAAACCUUUGGGGAUGUGCUGGAGGAAGUGAGACCACAAUAUCGAGAGAGAGAAGUUGCAAAAGUGACUUUUGUGGGUGCAAACCCCAGGAACUCAGCAGAGAAUGCGACUGAACAUAACUUCCUGACAGUGGAGAGGUACUCCCACAUUUCCAGCAGCUGGCACGUGGUGCUGAACGACGCCUCCUGGGACACCAGGUUUUACUGGAGCAAAGGAUCCCGUGGCCAGAGCAACGUGACCAUUGAGUGGCACAUCCCGGCUGGCACGGAGCCCGGCGUGUACCGGCUCCGCUACUUCGGGCACUACAAGAAGAGGGUGUCCCUCCUCCGUGUCAUCAGCGUCCCCUUUGAGGGCUCAUCCUCAGCAUUUCAAAUCACAGCUCCAUAGCUGACCCCGUUCCCUAAAGGAACAGGCAGGAGAUUUGGUGUCUGGGCUAUGCAGGGGUUGGACUUGGAUGGUUCUUGUGGGUUCUCUCCACCUCCAGAUGAUUCCGUGAUGUUCUGGACAUCACUGCUGCCCCUUGGGUGCUGCUGGUGCUCAUUUGAUGUGCAAACCUCGACUUCCUGGGAAGUUUUGGCUUUUCCCUGCAGCUGAGUUCCCUCAUGUGUCCUCAGUCAAGCGGUUUCUGUCCUGGCCAGGCCAGGUUUCAGCUGAUUUUUAUUGUAAUGAUGAUGUAAAUUCUUCUUUACUCAUUAAACUUGUGCCUACUGAUGGUGAA
Passer domesticus (house sparrow) is the source of this 2839-nucleotide messenger RNA. RefSeq names its product N-acylsphingosine amidohydrolase 2 (gene ASAH2). The transcript has 22 exons. The record is from RefSeq and is a predicted model, not a curated record. Gene Ontology annotation, molecular function: N-acylsphingosine amidohydrolase activity. Bases 307 to 2508 code for a protein of 733 amino acids. Gene Ontology annotation, biological process: sphingosine biosynthetic process; ceramide catabolic process; long-chain fatty acid biosynthetic process. Lineage: Eukaryota; Metazoa; Chordata; Aves; Passeriformes; Passeridae. Gene Ontology annotation, cellular component: extracellular region.